This is a messenger RNA of Protopterus annectens (West African lungfish), 765 nucleotides long. RefSeq names its product P2X purinoceptor 7-like. Bases 188 to 754 code for a protein of 188 amino acids. The record is from RefSeq and is a predicted model, not a curated record. The transcript has 2 exons. NCBI's taxonomy places the organism in Eukaryota, Metazoa, Chordata, Ceratodontiformes, Protopteridae.
AGAUAACCUAGUACCUAUCUAUGAACAUAAGAUAUUGGUAGAAGUGGUACCUCAGUAGAAAGUAUUGUUAGUAUAACAGAAUGCUUGUAAAUGAUGGAAGGAUAAUGUAUGUGUGUUCUCAUUGUUUGGUAUUGUGCAAUUGUAGUGUCGCAUAUUCGCAUCACUCCACAUCACACGUACUGAGAUAAUGGCCAGUCAAAGGAAGUUCCGUUCCAUUGUGCCGUACAGUUUUGAACCCGUUUACAAGGAAGGAGAGUGUCCACCGAAGCGUUCACGAAGAAGUAGCAGCAGUAGUGAGGAUGAAGAAUCCUCGGCCACAAUUACUGGAGAGACUAGAUGGUGCUCUUGCCAACAGUGCAUACAAAUGAGUUCAAGCUUGGAAUGCUACUGCUGUGCUUCAUCACCACGUGCCUGUGUCAAAAUGAAUGAACUUGAUCCGGCACCCAGGUGCAUUACCGAACAUUCGCUCUUUGGCAGCACUUGCUUGACAACACACUUUCUGCACUUACUAAUGCGGGCAAUGUACAUCUUCAGAGGGAAUUUUCGACAAACGAACUGGACAAACAGUACUUAUAGGUUUGUUGCGUAUCGUGCAUAUGUGUUGUGGAUGUAUGAAAAUCGAAAGCUUGGAUAUGGACAUCGUGUAGUCAUACCCUCGUGUGUGGUGAACAAAAUCCGGCAGAGAUUUCCUUCGGAUGAAGCAGACUAUACUGGCUUUAAACCAUUUGAGGGUUUUUGGAUGUUUCCCGAGUAAAUCUUAAAACA